AUGGAGAGAAUGAAUCUUGGAGGUUUAGGUUACGAAAAUGGCGGAGUAAUGAUGACUAGAGAUCCUAAACCAAGGCUCAGAUGGACCGCCGAUCUUCACGACCGCUUCGUCGACGCCGUCGCUAAGCUCGGUGGUGCAGACAAAGCAACUCCUAAAUCGGUUUUGAAGUUGAUGGGAUUAAAAGGCUUAACAUUGUACCAUCUUAAGAGCCAUUUACAGAAGUAUAGACUUGGUCAACAACAAGGGAAAAAACAAAAUCGAGCAGAACAAAACAAGGAAAAUGCUGGAAGUUCAUAUGUGCAUUUUGACAAUUGUUCUCAAGGAGGAAUCUCGAAUGAAUCAAGAUUUGAUAACCAUCAUAGACAAAGCGGGAAUGUACCUUUUGCAGAGGCGUUGAUACAUCAGGUCGAUGCGCAACAGAGGUUUCAAGAACAGCUUGAGGUGCAGAAAAAACUUCAGAUGAGAAUGGAGGCACAAGGAAAGUAUUUGUUGACAUUACUAGAGAAAGCACAAAAGAGCAUACCUUGUCGUAAUGGAGCAGAAACAGAGAAGUGUCAAUUCUCAAAUUUCAAUCUUGCACUUUCAGGACUUGUAGGAGAUGAUCACAAGAUCGAAAAGGCCGGUUUGGUUACCGAUAUCUCACACAUUAAUGGUGAUUCGUCCGAAGAUUUUCGGUUAUGUGGACAUCAAGAGAAAGAAGAAACUGGAAAUAUAGGAGUUAAACCGGAAUCUGGGUUUGUGCAUUUCGAUUUGAAUUCGAAAAGUGGCUACGAUCUUUUGAAUUGUGGAAAUUAUGGGAUUGAAGUAAAGCCAAAUGUGAUUGCAGAUAGACAUCAAUAG
This is a messenger RNA of Arabis nemorensis, 840 nucleotides long. NCBI's taxonomy places the organism in Eukaryota, Viridiplantae, Streptophyta, Magnoliopsida, Brassicales, Brassicaceae. The record is from the annotation of a GenBank genome assembly.